This is a messenger RNA of Anopheles coluzzii, 1341 nucleotides long. RefSeq names its product ADP-ribosylation factor-like protein 2 (gene Arl2). The record is from RefSeq and is a predicted model, not a curated record. The coding region runs from base 62 to 616 and encodes 184 amino acids. Gene Ontology annotation, biological process: protein folding. Gene Ontology annotation, cellular component: microtubule cytoskeleton; cytoplasm. Gene Ontology annotation, molecular function: GTP binding; GTPase activity. NCBI's taxonomy places the organism in Eukaryota, Metazoa, Arthropoda, Insecta, Diptera, Culicidae. The transcript is spliced from 2 exons.
UGUAAACAAAGACGCUUUCUAUUUCCCUGCCAGCGACCGAACGAACACAACUCACCGCAACAUGGGAUUUCUAACGAUUCUUAAGAAAAUGAAACAAAAAGAAAAGGAAAUGCGAAUACUGCUGCUCGGCCUUGACAAUGCCGGCAAAACCACCAUCCUGAAGCGCUUCAACGGUGAACCGAUCGACCAGAUAUCGCCCACGCUCGGGUUCAAUAUCAAAACGCUGCACUACAAUGACUACGUGCUGAACAUGUGGGACGUCGGUGGGCAAAAGUCGCUACGGUCCUACUGGCGCAACUACUUCGAGUGUACCGAUGGGCUGAUCUGGGUCGUCGACAGCACCGACCGGAUGCGCAUGGAGUCGUGCCGCGAGGAGCUGACGCUGCUGCUGCAGGAGGAACGGCUGGCCGGCGCAACGCUGCUGGUGCUGGCCAACAAGCAAGAUCUGCCCGGCGCGCUGACGGGCAACGAAAUCAAGGACAUACUGCAGCUGGACAAAAUCGAAACGCAUCACUGGUCGAUCCAGAGCGUCAGCGCCGUCACGGGAGGCAAGCUGGUGGAAGCCAUCGAUUGGUUGGUGGAGGACAUUUCGAAGCGCAUUUUCACCUUAGAAUAGCCUGCACGAAUUAGUCGGGUUAGGUUAACGCUGCCAAGGCAAAUCACAUGCUUUAUUCAGUGGAACCAUUAAUCGCGCAUGGCACUGUUGUUCCAAAUUCGGUUCUUUGUUUUCGCGUUCCGCUUGUCGCUGGUGCUCAGUGGCGUUAGGUGGGCAGCGUCGACGAUGUUCCUGGGGCGGGAGAAAAAAAAAAACAACGGAAACAGAUCGAUUGUUACUCUAUGGUCACAUGGCCGCAAACUUAUCCGUGCGCUACGCCAGCUGGCAGCUGUGAUACACCUACUUGAAAUCAUCGUAAUUUUUCGACGUCAAAACCGCUCGCAGCUUUGCAUCGUUUCGGACCGCGUACAACACAUCCUCACGAAUUUGCUCCAAACAGCGUGCUUCGAGAGUGAUGAUAUCUUCCAGUGUUAUUGUUACACUCUUGCUGUCGCCCAUGGUGGCAAAAUUUUGUGUGAAACCUCCUUUCCAGUCUGCUCGAACGAACGCAAAUAACAACAGCAUGUGUUGCCCAUGGCAACGCACGCCCCAAACCGGAUAAAUGGUUGCUGCAUAUGGGUUCCCUGUGCGUUGUUUCGUAUUCGUCAGUACAAUAAUACUAGCAGAGAUUCUUUUCCAAGGUUACUAAUAUCGAAUAUAUUUCUAAUUUUCUUCGCUUUUACACAUGACGUACAUUAUUGUAUCGGUGAUGAAAUAAAACGAAAAACUAUAGUUAAUUCCAUUUA